AUGGAUCUAAAUCUUGAUAACAAGGAUAAAGGUUCCAUUGAAGCAUGCCAGUCCGUUGGCCACCUUCUUAAUGAGGUUUUUGAGAUUUUUGUAGAACCAAAGCUCAUCCAACCUACUUUUGUUCUAGACUAUCCGAUUGAGAUAUCUCCCCUUGCCAAACCACACAGAAGAUACACAGGUUUGACUGAGAGAUUUGAACUUUUCAUUUGUGGCCGUGAGUUGGGGAAUGCAUUCUCCGAAUUGACUGAUCCCAUAGAUCAGAGGGGACGCUUGGAAGAUCAAAUUAAACAGCAUGAAAAGAAGAGGUCAGCUAUUUCGGCAAAUGAUGAUAAAAAGGAAGGAAAGGAUGAUGAAGAUGACUCGUAUGAAGUAACUCUUGAUGAUGACUUUCUCACAGCUUUGGAAUACGGAAUGCCUCCAGCUUCGGGAAUGGGACUUGGAAUUGAUAGGCUCGUGAUGCUUUUGACAAAUUCUCCCAGUAUUCGAGAUGUUAUCGCCUUCCCAGUACUCAAGUUGCAGCAAUAGUGAUAUGUUUGUGAGUUCACUGUGCUCACUUUUUGCUCUUUCCUUAAUUAUAUAUGAAAUCGUUUGUAGAACAUGUAACAAGAUCAAGUUAUUUAUUAUUCCUCAAAUUACCUGUUUGGGAGUUUUGAUUUCUGGUAAGGCAAAAUAUGUCACUUAGAAUAUCAACAAAGGAUUAGUUAUUCUUCUCCUACAAUAUCAUUAUUAUUGUCUUCUAGAAGAAAGUUAAGUUGAU
Vigna umbellata (rice bean) is the source of this 757-nucleotide messenger RNA. The record is from RefSeq and is a predicted model, not a curated record. Lineage: Eukaryota; Viridiplantae; Streptophyta; Magnoliopsida; Fabales; Fabaceae.